AUGCGAAUGCUGAAUCGAUGAACAUCGUCAGCAGUCCCUUGCGGAGCAGCACGUACGACACACGAAGCUUAGACAACCCGCGAAAGGACAACAGUUUUCGCACCGGCAGUUAAACCAUCUGACGCCAUCAGUCCAGUCUGUUCAAGCCAGAAUCGAAGCUUAUCAAUAAAAAUUCCAGCCACCUUCCAGCACCAACACAACGACGGACCGACCACAUACUCCCGGCAACAAUACCCAACGUAUCGUUUCCAGGGUUCGGCACGAUCGAUCCCACGGCUUUCUUGCACGCCGCUUAUUCAACGUUCACACCUCGCGGCGGACGGGUGGUUUCGUGCUCGUGUUACGACGGUCGGUCUUCCUGCUAGUGUGUGUUCUCCGCGGUGCCGGAACUUUCCCGUGCAUCCCCGUGGCACGUGUGAUUUGGACGCGGUGACCAUAGUUCAACCACACUCGCAAACCUCGGUCUACCUCGGAAAGGAGAAGGAGAAAGGUCUGCGACGCAACUGAACCUCGCCUACCCCAGGUGUGCUUACCUUGCAAGUGCUUCAUUUGCAUCGUCAACUCGAUUCAGCUAAAAAUGGUCACCACUUCCGGCGUUCUUGGCGGUACCAGUGCCGUGCUGGUGUCGCUGUUUAUACUGCGGAAAGUGUUUCCCUGGAUUUAUCAGAACCUCAUUGGCCCGAAGGUGUUCGGAUGUCGCAUCAAUCUUAAAAAGGUCGGCGAAUGGGCACUAAUCACCGGAGCCACCGAUGGCAUAGGCAAGGCGUACGCACAGGCGCUCGCAAAAAGAGGCCUCAAUGUAAUCCUGGUUAGUCGAACACUUUCAAAGCUGCAGGAUGUUGCAAAAGAAAUUGAAACGGAAUAUAAAGUGCGUACGAUGGUGAUCGAUGCCGAUUUUACCGGUGGCGAAGAGAUCUACACAAAAAUCCGAGGCCAGAUUGAGAACUUGGAGAUCGGGGUAAUCGUGAACAACGUCGGCAUGAGCUACGCCAACCCAGAAUACCUUCUCGAGCUGCCGGAUAACGAGAAGUUGAUCAAGAAUCUUCUCAGUUGCAACAUACUGUCCGUAACGCGUAUGUGCCAGAUCGUGAUGCCCGGCAUGGUGAAGCGCCACGCUGGGGUGGUUAUUAACAUUUCCUCACUUUCGGCGGUCAUACCGGCACCCAUGCUGACCGUUUAUUCGGCUUCGAAAGCGUACAUGGACAAGUUUUCGGAAGAUCUCGCGUCCGAGUACGCCAAACAUAACAUUGUCGUGCAAUCUGUAUUGCCCGGACCCGUCGCUACCAAUAUGUCAAAGAUUAGGAAAAGUACCUGGCUGGCAUGUUCGCCGAAGGUAUUCGUGGCAAACGCCAUCAAUACCCUGGGUCACACUCGUCAAACGACGGGCUACUUCCCGCACGCCCUGCUCGAGCUAGCCAUUAACUCCGUGCGCUUCGUUUCUCCGCGUCUGAUGGAGAAGUUAACACUCAACACGAUGCAAAACAUUCGCGCAAGAGCCAUGAAGAGAUCUACGCCGGCUUCGACUGCUACCGUGGGUGAAGGUUCCAAAUUGACCACAUCGUCAGCCUCUUCGUAAAGCUUAAAAUGGCACAUGUGUUUGAGCAUGUAAAAUGGCGGAUAGUAGCAGUUUUUUCAGUACCAGAAGAACGAAACAAAAUUCUAUAAGUAAUGUUACGACUUCUUUUGAAUAGUAGUGUUUAAAAACAGUGAUUCCUGCUGGGCAUUUAGUUUCACUACUGAAGAUAAAUGGUGAACGGUCGAUUGCAAGAGAUAUUAGGAAAAGAGCAUAGGCAAAACACGCAUUUGUUUAGUGCCUCCUAGUCUGAGAAGAGGUAGAAGUUAAGUUUGGACUGCGGUAGGAAUUCAUAAUUUAUUUUCGCCUCUUUACAAUUUCUAUGUACAACAGCAUAAAUAACAGGAAAGGUAAUGAAGAAAAUAAAUCCUUGUUCCUAAAUUGUAAAAAAAAUAAACAAUAAAAUAAAUGUUCGUUUCCUAUC
Molecule: messenger RNA, 1997 nt
Organism: Anopheles coustani
Lineage: Eukaryota; Metazoa; Arthropoda; Insecta; Diptera; Culicidae
Gene: spidey
Product: very-long-chain 3-oxoacyl-CoA reductase
Exons: 4
Coding region: 578-1576 (332 amino acids)
Cellular component (GO): endoplasmic reticulum
Molecular function (GO): oxidoreductase activity
Source: RefSeq, a predicted model, not a curated record